AUGUCCAAAUCAGAACUAGAAAGAAAAACCUCAUCGGAAGAGAAGGAAGAACAAAUUCCACAACAACUGCCUUCCGAACAAUCCAUUACGACUGAACCCAGUCUGUCAAGUCCCAUGGAAGCUAGUCCACAAAGAACAGUAAAUGAUGAAAACCAUUUAGCAGUCGAAGUCCCAAAGUAUGAUGAGAACUCACAUUCGGACUCAGAGUCCGAAAUGACAUAUUCCAGUGGAUACGAUAGCGGAAAGUAUAACGAGUGUGCGAUUGAAGAAUCCCAAAGUAACAUAGAAGGUUAUGACAGUUCAAUUAGGUCCACAAAACGAUCGGCGACAAUAUCAGAUUUCCAUGGUUUUGCUUCAGGAACAGUUGAUGAAGAUGACGACGAUGACGACGAUGAUGAAAAUAGACUGAGGGUUCUGCCCCGAUUGACUAAAGUGAAAGCUUUCAAAGUUACCAGAUCAAGAUCACUAAAUCAUUUUUCAUUAGCUCCUACAAUCCUAAGAAGAGUUGGGGAACCAGAAGUUCCUCAAACAGACUCCACUACUAAUACAAAAGAGAUCCACAAACCAUACAUCAAAAAUACAAUCGAUGAUCAUAAUGCAGAACCCCCCACAUCAGAUAUGACUAGCUCAGUUGAUCAUUCACUUCCAAAUUACUACUUAAAUUCAGCACCAAGUGGUAUUAAUGGAACAUUGUUCUCAAGCUCAGCUCCCAACUCUACAGCAAAGGAAGCACCAACCACUUCAAAUGAUGCUAAAGUUACAAAAUCAAGAAAUUCAACUGUAAUCUUUACUAAGAAAAGAUCCACUGAUUCAGAUUUUCAUCUAAAUGAGAUAUCCCCCAUUUCAAAUGAGGGUACUUCGCGUUUAAUGAAGGGAGUUUUUGAUAAGGUUAUUAAAGAAGAGGAUGAAAAUACCCAAAACACUAUGAGGAGCACUAGAAGUCAUAGUCAAUCUACUGUUUUACAUCCUUCUUUUUCUGGAAGGAUUACCAAGUCAAUCUUCCAUGAGGAAUUACAGGAUACAUUGAAGAAAGGUGAUGUGACAAUCAGCAAGAAUUCUAGUUCUAGUUCUGAUGAUAAAAAAGCAUCACCACCAGGAUCUUCCGCUUCCUCCAAACUUAAACAACCAUUUUUUGAUAGAAAACGGUCAUUUGCAGUUUUUAUUGUUUUAGUUGGGUUAGUUUUAGUAUUACUUGGAGGUUUUAUCCCGGCAAUCGUUGUCUUAUCCAGAGGUACAAAAUUUGCAGUUAAUAAAUACUUCUCAAAUCCAAGCAACUUGCCCUUAUUGAGUGAAUUAUCAGAAAAAUAUUUACCAAAGCCUCCAAAAAAUCGUCCUGAAGCUUUCAUUCCCAGAAUCAAUUCGGCAGAAGGUUUAAAUGAUGCCAUCAAAACUGACAAAGAAGUCUUAAAUCUCAUGAAUAUGGUUUCCAAUGUGUUAUUCCAUGGAAUAACUUACUCACCUCGUGGUUCAUUGGAAUCAGAAUGUGGUUUUAACAGAAGGGAUGCUAUGUUGGAUUUAGCAAAAUUAUCUACAGUCACUACAAGGAUUAGAACCUAUGGAACGCAAUGUAAUCAAACAGAAAUACUUUUGGAUGCUAUUCAACAUAUGAAUCUUAAUAUGACCAUAGCUAUGGGUGUUUGGAUUGGUGCUGAUAAUAAAGCAAAUAAACAACAAAUGGAUACCAUGAAGAAAAUAAUUGCAAGACUUGCUGAUCCACUGAGAUUAAUAAAUUCCAUCUAUAUUGGAAAUGAAGUAUUAUUUAGACAAGACAAAUCUAAACAUGAAUUGAUUGACUAUAUAAAAGAUGCCAAAGAUUUUCUUAAAAUGUUACAUAUUGAGGAUAUUCCUGUUGGAACUGCUGAAGUUGGGUCACUUAUAGAUAUGGAGCUUGUUGAAGUAUGUGAUGUUGUGGGUGCCAAUAUUCAUCCAUUUUUCGGUGGUAUUUCAGUAGAAGAGGCACCUGCUUGGGUAUGGCAAUUUUUGAAUUAUCAACUUGAUCCAAUGAGUAGACCAGUUUCAACACCAAUUGUUAUUACUGAAGUUGGAUGGCCAAGUGGUGGUGGUCGAUAUGGCAAAGCAGUCGCUAGUAAGGCUUCAUUGCAGUUUUUCAUAAGUGAUUUCUUGUGCAAUUUCAGAGAUAGAGGAAUAGAAUAUUAUUUCUUUGAAGCUUUUGAUGAACCUUGGAAAGAGGUUUUCAAUGAACGUGAUCAAAAUUGGGAACCACAAUGGGGUGUAUUCAAUGCUGACAGACUGAAUAAAUUUCCCAUGCAAAAUAUUGGUUGUUUAUAA
Molecule: messenger RNA, 2289 nt
Organism: Hemisphaericaspora subhashii
Lineage: Eukaryota; Fungi; Ascomycota; Pichiomycetes; Serinales; Debaryomycetaceae
Exons: 2
Coding region: 1-2289 (762 amino acids)
Biological process (GO): cell wall organization; carbohydrate metabolic process
Cellular component (GO): fungal-type cell wall; cell surface; extracellular region
Molecular function (GO): glucan endo-1,3-beta-D-glucosidase activity; 1,3-beta-glucanosyltransferase activity
Source: RefSeq, a predicted model, not a curated record